This is a messenger RNA of Dioscorea cayenensis subsp. rotundata (Guinea yam), 1403 nucleotides long. RefSeq lists its product as uncharacterized. The transcript has 8 exons. The record is from RefSeq and is a predicted model, not a curated record. Lineage: Eukaryota; Viridiplantae; Streptophyta; Magnoliopsida; Dioscoreales; Dioscoreaceae. Bases 195 to 1310 code for a protein of 371 amino acids.
AAAAAAUAUAAUAAUUAUAAAUCGCCAAAAUUUAAAAUCCAAUGAAAAAAAUUAAUCCCUCUAGACUAGAGUCACGGUCACCCAAAAAAUAAAUAAAUAAAUAAAGGGAGGAGUAAUUCAUAAAGAAUCUAAAAUUUAAGGACUUCAACGUAAACUAACCAACAAAACCAGAAAAACCACGUCCGUCUCCGGUGAUGCACCGCUCCUUCCCCUUCGUCCUCCGCCGGAACAACUCCUCCUCCAAAUCCCAACCUUCACCACUACCACCACUACACCAUCGUACCUUCCGAUCACGCGCCGCACUAGACUCCCUUCACUCCCACAUCCAAUCCGCCACCGCCGCCGGAGGCGCCCAACCCCAUCAUCUAGCUCUCUACAACUACCCCUCCUUCUCCGGUGCCUUCUCCGCCCUAUUCGCUCACCUCUUCCACUCCCGCCUCCACCUCCCCUUCCUCGCCCUUCCCUUCUCCUCCAUCGAUCCCUUCAGAAUCCAAGACUUCCAUUCUCAAUGCAUUGACACUUGUUAUCUCCUCGACCACAUCGGCCCCGGUCACUUCGCCGUCGAGCUUGCUCAAAGAGUUCAAAGGGUUGUAGCUUUUGAUCACCGGAAAUCCACAGCUUCAAGGAUUUCACAAUUAGGACACUGUCCUAACAAUCUAGAGCUUCAUAUUGAUACUAUGAAGAGCAGUGCUUGUGCUGUUUAUGAUCAUUUCUCUGAAUCUCUUCCUCAGAAUGAAUCCUUACUGAUGGCGGAGAAUGAACGAGACCGUGUUGCUGAUGUGGUUAAGUACAUUGAGAACAUGGAUCUUCUCCGGCUGGAUUUGCCUGAUGUCAAGGCAUUUAGUAUUGGGAUCAAAGGCAUGCGAGCGAAGCUGAACUCCAUCAUCAAUCCUAAUGUUUUCGAACAACUUCUAGAGUUAAAUUCUACCGAUUUGAUUGCUAAAGGAAAGGCUUACAAUAACACGCGAGAGGAUGCUGCAAAGAAGUUGUUGGAUAAAGCUUUUAUGAUCAGAUUAGGAAGAGGAUUGUAUGGUGAAUGUUUGGCAAUUAGGGCAGAUGGAAGCUCUAAUUUAAGCCAUGAAAUUGGUGUUGAACUUGCUAAAAGAAGUGCAGCUGCUGGUUUAAGGCCUAUUGGUGCAGUUGUAUUUAUGCAACGAAGAAAUUUGAAGAUGUGCUUAAGAUCCACAAGCAGCACAACUGACACUUCACUGAUUGCUAAGGCAUAUGGUGGAGGAGGUACCUUAAAGUCAAGCUCAUUCAUAAUAAGAAUGGAUGAGUACAACCUUUGGACCUCGCCAACUUCCUUGUAAAUGAAUUAUGUUUUUGUACACUAACCACAUUUGAAAUGACUUGUGUAUCUAUGUAUUCUUAUCAGCUUAUCUAAUCCAAGUGUUUUUCAUACA